Messenger RNA from Silurus meridionalis, 1746 nucleotides. Its product is annotated as interferon-induced protein 44-like. The coding region runs from base 113 to 1555 and encodes 480 amino acids. The transcript is spliced from 15 exons. The record is from RefSeq and is a predicted model, not a curated record. Lineage: Eukaryota; Metazoa; Chordata; Actinopteri; Siluriformes; Siluridae.
AGUCUAACCACACUCUAGACAAGCAUAAACAUUCAGAAAGUCCAAAAGAAAUAUCAUUUAGGCAAAGAAAACAUUUAACUUCACCUGGUGGAUCUGAACAGAAGAAGGGGACAUGGCAGGAAUAUUUAACUUUAUUCGUGACCUUUUGGGUGACACUCGACCUUCCUGUGACUCAGAAAGCAGUCCUCCAGCUUCUAAAGAAUUCGAUCAACCAUGGAGGACAAUGCCUUGGGGACAACAAGAUGAACUGAAACAGAAACUGAGGAACUUAAGGAUCAACCACCCAAAUGUUCAGUUUGUGAGGAUUCUGCUUGUUGGCGACGUUGGAGCAGGAAAAUCCAGCUUUAUAAACUCGGUCAAUAAUGCUUUCCAAAACCGAAUUACAAGUCAGGCUCUUACUGAUGGAGUUAGUGGAACAAGUUUCACAAGAAAUUACACAACCUUUUACAUUGAAGGAAAUGAUGGUUCCACUCUGCCUUUUGUUUUUAAUGAUGUCAUGGGAUUUGAAGAAGGUGAAGCUGGUGCAUAUUCAAAGGACAUCAUCAAAGCCUUAAGUGGCUUUCUUCAAGAAGGAUACAAUUUUGAGCAUGCCUCUGCUAUGAAUAACCCUGGCUACAGAAGUAACCCAAGUCUUCAGGAUCAAACCUCCUGCCUGGUCAAUGUUAUGGGAGCAUCUACUGUAUCGCUGAUGUCACAGGACAUCAUUAAUAAAAUGAGAAAAAUACGUGAGGCAGCUACAAAACUGAACAUACCACAAGUAAUCAUUAUGACGAAACCGGAUGCAGCAUGCUCACUGGUUAAUCGCGAUUUAAAGAAAAAAGAUGGAAGAGUUAAAAAAGACACUUUAGAAGAGAAACUGAGGAACUUUCAGCUCAGCUCUCCUGAUAUUAAGUUUGUCAGGAUUCUGGUCAUUGUAAUUUGUGUCUUUGUUUUGCAGUAUAAAACCCACUAUAUCAAGGGGAAGGGCCGCUCCCAUUUGCCUUUUGUCUUCAAUGAUAUCAUGGGACUUGAACCUGCAGAUGGUCAUGGUGCCCAUGUAGCAGACAUUGCUGCAGCUGUAAUGGGUAGCCUUAAAGAAGGACACAAUUUUAAUCCUGCAACUCCCGUGUCAAAGGACGACGUAAACUACAGAGGCAACCCUAACAUUUCUGAUCAAACUUUCUGCUUAGUCUACGUCAUGGCAGCAGACAAAGUGUCACUCAUGAAGGAUGAAGUUAUUCAAAAGAUGAAACUGAUCCGUGAAAAAGCUUCAAAGUACAAUUUGCCUCAAGUGAUCAUCAUGACAAAGGUGGAUGAUGCCUGUCCACUGGUUCAAGAUGACUUAAGAAAAGUCUACACCAGCAAGAAUAUCAAGGAAAAAAUGAAAGAGUGUAGUAAUCGACUGGGUGUUCCAAUGAAUAACAUUUUCCCUGUGAAGAACUAUCAUGAGGAGGUGGACACAGAUGAUGAUCUGGAUGUUCUGAUCCUGAAAGCACUUGAUCAGAUUGUGAAUAUUGCUGAUGAUGCUCUUGUAAAAAAAAUGUCAGAACAAAACACUCCUGAACAAUAUGAGUGAAGGCUGAUUUUAACUGAUACAGGAACAUUUACAAGCUUAGCACUAUUAAAGCUAUUAUAUAUAUUAUAUAUAUAACUAUACUAAGUUUGUGCUAUUAAAGUUAAACAUUUUUAUGCUUAAAAUCAUAACUACUGCACACUGAACAUGUGUAACUUUCUGCCAUUAAAUGAAUAAAUGUCUGUCAAAAUCAG